Molecule: messenger RNA, 6188 nt
Organism: Xenopus laevis (African clawed frog)
Lineage: Eukaryota; Metazoa; Chordata; Amphibia; Anura; Pipidae
Gene: dgkz.S
Product: diacylglycerol kinase zeta
Exons: 32
Coding region: 1165-4077 (970 amino acids)
Biological process (GO): glycerolipid metabolic process; signal transduction; phospholipase C-activating G protein-coupled receptor signaling pathway
Cellular component (GO): nucleus; plasma membrane; cytosol
Molecular function (GO): ATP-dependent diacylglycerol kinase activity; transferase activity; kinase activity
Source: RefSeq, a predicted model, not a curated record
UGGUCAGUCUGAGCAGGCAGCUGAGAAGACGCCUAUGUCGGCGGGUCCUUCGAGUGGACGCACAGGCUUCAAACACUUCCUGGUUGGGAAGAGUCGUGUUAUUGUGAGCUGGGAAGUGACAGGAAACGUGUUGUGUGUCAGAGGGGAAGGAGCCCUGCAUGCCUGUAGCACUGCUGACUGGGGUUUAGAGCUUGAAACGACUCGGGUGGCAGCAGUAGGGUUACUGUGUGUGUGUCAGGUACAGUAGGUUUUGUCUGCUACGGUAUGUUUGGCAGCUUUGGGUUAUUUUAUAGGGAGCUGUGAGUUUUAAAGUGUUCCUGAGGCUUGUUGUGGGCAGUGUGUGUAAUAUGUGAGGAGCCCAGUGCUGUACCUCUGUGUAUAGCAAGUGAGCUUCAUUGCUUGUGGGCUAUGCUGUAACUAGAAGUGACUGGGCCCCACAGUAAAGGCAGAAAAGCAACCACAAGAUAAUGAUAAUAUACUGCAUAGCAAUCAUCCCUUCCAUGCCCUCUAGCUGCUUUUCAACUUAAGCCCCUUAGCUGUUGGAAUGGCUUCCUACCACUGUCACUAAAUAGUCUGUUGUGUCGCUAUUGUAUUACUUUACUGUAAUCAGUCCCUUUUCCACUGGGGCAGCAGUGGCACCUUCCGAUUGUAUUUGUGAUUGGGGUGUAGGGUUUCCUGGCUUGGCUGUAGAGCCGGGGGUUAUGGUUUCCACGCUGCUGUCAGGUUGCUCAUUCGUCUUUAGAAUCAGUUUGUUCUUGGAUUAAAGGCAGGCGGAAGGAGUUUUAUAUAAAGGCUACAAGUGACAAUGGACAGCUAUAACACAAAAACAGGGCUGUAAUUGAAGUAUUGCCACCUUGCUUGUGUUGUAAGCCUAAGGUAGUGUCAACACCGAUUUGAAGUAUGAAUAAUUGUGCCUACGGUGUGCCAGUAAAACACUGUAUUAGGGCUGAGUUAUUCUGUGUAUUGAUAACGAUGUAUGUGUAGACAUUGGCAAUGUUUUUUCGCAUUGUGUGUGUACACUGGUAUUUGCAAGCAGUAUGCACAGCGCUCUGUGUUGGAGAGACUGAUCAGACAGGACUUGUUGCUCUUUUCCUUUGAUUUGGGAGCAUGGCUUGAGGCGACACAGCUGCCUAGAUCUUUGGGGGGGGGGGCAGGUAAGAGGGCAUGGACGAAGACUUGGGCAACAGCAGCUCGGGAGCUUCCAGCGAAUCGGAAAGGAACCCUGAAACUGAAAGACUUGUGGUGAGCCGGAGACACAGCGUCAAGGCCUUCAGUGGGCUUCGAUUCUUCAGGCGCAGAAAAGCCAUUGCCAAAUCCGGAGCUCAGCACCUGGUGGCUACCCCAAGUGUCCUGCCCAGUGAGCCCGAUACCCAAGUGCGCAACACUGUGGACUGGAGUGAAUCCGCAGUGUACGGGGACCACCUUUGGUUUGAAACAAACGUAUCUGGAGAUUUCUGCUACUUGGGAGAACAAAACUGCACCUCCAAACAAAAGUCAGCUACUCGAAGAAAGUGCGCAGCGUGUAAGAUUGUGGUCCAUACGCCGUGCAUUGAGCAGCUGGAAAAGAUAAACUUCCGGUGUAAGCCUUCAUUUAGAGAGUCUGGUUCUCGCAAUAUUCGGGAGCCGGUAAUUGUUCGGCAUCAUUGGGUUCACCGGAGGCGACAAGCGGGAAAAUGUCGACAGUGUGGGAAGGGGUUCCAGCAAAAAUUUGCCUUUCACAGCAAAGAGAUUGUUGCAAUCAGCUGCUCGUGGUGCAAACAGGCUUAUCACAGCAAAGUAUCUUGCUUCAUGUUCCACCAUAUAGAAGAACCAUGCUCUUUAGGGGUUCACGCUGCUGUCAUUGUGCCUCCCACAUGGAUUAUUCGGGCUCGUCGACCACAGAGUUCCCUCAAGUCCAGUAAGAAGAAAAAGAGGCCGUCAUUUAAAAGGAAACUCAGCAAGAAAGCAUCCGAGGAACCCAGGCAGCGGCCGUUUAUCAUCAGACCAGGACCAUGUCCCUUAAUGAAACCCGUACUCGUUUUUGUAAAUCCCAAAAGUGGUGGAAAUCAAGGAGUCAAAAUCCUUCAGUCCUUUAUGUGGUAUCUGAACCCUCGUCAAGUGUUUGAUCUGAGCCAGGGUGGUCCAAAGGAAGCGUUAGAAAUGUAUCGAAAGGUCCCUUCUCUGCGCAUCUUGGCCUGCGGUGGAGAUGGCACUGUUGGAUGGAUCCUUUCUGCUCUGGACCAACUGCGCCUUUUCCCUCCUCCACCUGUUGCCAUCCUACCUCUUGGGACAGGGAAUGACCUUGCCAGAACACUCAACUGGGGUGGGGGCUACACAGAUGAGCCAAUCUCUAAAAUCUUAAACCAUGUGGAGGAGGGGAUGGUUGUCCAGUUAGAUCGGUGGAACCUGGUAGUGGAGAGAAACCACGAAGCUUGGGAAGAUGAUAAGGGGGAUGGUGCCACAGAUAGGCUACCACUGGACGUAUUCAAUAACUACUUCAGUCUGGGGUUUGAUGCCCACGUCACACUGGAAUUCCAUGAGUCCCGAGAGGCAAAUCCUGAGAAAUUUAACAGCCGCUUCCGUAACAAGAUGUUCUAUGCGGGGACCGCGUUUUCAGACUUCUUCACUGGCAGCUCCAGGGACCUGUCUAAACACAUCAGGGUGGUGUGUGAUGGUAUGGACCUGACUGCUAAAAUCCAGGACCUCAAACUACAGUGUUUAGUGUUUCUUAACAUCCCACGGUACUGUGCUGGCACGAUGCCAUGGGGAAAUCCAGGGGAGCACCAUGAUUUUGAACCUCAGCGGCACGAUGAUGGAUGCAUUGAAGUGAUUGGUUUUACCAUGGCAUCCCUGGCUGCUCUGCAGGUUGGAGGUCACGGGGAGCGUUUGCACCAGUGCCGAGAGGUUCUGCUUACCACCUUCAAGUCCAUUCCCAUGCAGGUAGAUGGUGAGCCCUGCAAGCUGGGGCCAUCAGUCAUUAAAAUCAGCCUGCGAAACCAGGCCAACCUUGUACAAAAAACAAAGAGGCGCACGUCUGUCCCACUGCUCAAUGAUCAGCAGCCAGUCCCGGACAGACUCCGUCUGCGUGUUAACCGCAUUUCCAUGCAUGAUUAUGAAGCGCUGCACUAUGAUAAGGAGAAGCUGAGAGAGGCUUCUCUCCCACUGGGCGUUAUUGUGGUCCCUGGAGACAGUGACCUAGAGACUUGUCGCGCACACAUCGAGCGGCUGCAGGAGGACUUUCCUGCCUACCCUACAAUCUUACAGCGCCUCGAUCUAAAGGAGGAUGGAACAGCUAGACCCCAAACUGUCUCGUCACAGAAGCUAUCCCCAAAAUGGUGUUUCCUUGAUUCCACCACUGCUGACCGCUUCUACCGAAUCGACCGGGCACAGGAACAUCUGAACUUUGUGUUGGAGAUCUGUCAGGAUGAACUCUAUGUGCUGGAUCCAGAGCUGAUCAUAACCCAGUCGGUUGGCACCUCCCCUGCCCUGCUGGACACCAGCGACAAAACUGCCAGUCCCAACACCCGACUUUUUCAGUUCCCCCCACCUCCCACUUCCCCUCCGCUCACUGCAUCACCAGAGGAAUCUCACAGAAGCAGGUCAGCGAGUGACACCUUUCUCACCAAACCAGUCUGCAGCCAUAACAGGACAAUGGAAGGAUUCUCAGAAUCUCAGUCUAAUGGCAUAUUGUUGGAAGCUUCAAAAAAUGGCGACCUGGAAAAGUUUAGGGAGGUGCACCGAGCUGGGGGCAACCUGACCCUGAGAGAUGCCCAGGGCUGCACACUCCUGCAUCAUGCCGUUACCUCUGGGAGCAAAGAGAUUGUCAAGUAUAUCAUUGAGCAUGCUCCCACUGAAAUCCUGGAUGUAGCAGAACUAAUAAAAGGGGAGACCUGUCUGCACCUCGCAGCGUCCUUACGCCAGCGCACAAUCUGCCAUUACAUCGUGGAAGCCGGCGCGUCCCUGAUGAAAACAGACCUGCAGGGGGACACCCCGAAAAACAAAGCAGAGAAGGCGAAGGACCUAGAGCUGGCAGCAUACCUAGAGAAUAGGCAGCACUACCAAAUGAUCCAGAGGGAGGACCAAGAGACUGCAGUGUGAUGCCACUGAGUGGAAGAGGAGCAGAGACUGUAUCCCCCCCCCCCACACACACACACAGACUUGAACCUCUCUUCGGAAAAUCCUAAACUUCCUAAUUCCCUUUCUGGGAGAUCUGCACUUUUGUUCACACCCUCUCCCAGCAGAAGGCCUUACUCUACAUCUCCCAAACAUCUCCUUCCAAGUUACACUAUGGGGAGGGGAGAUGUUCCAUCCCUUACAGAGACAAUGGCACACGCUCAACUCCCGGCAAUCAUACUCCCUGCAAAGCUGGACAUCAUUAUGCACCAGUUACACUGCAAGCUCCAUUGAGGCUAGGGUUGCCACCUUUUCCAGAAAAAAAUACCGGCCUUCCUAUAUAUAUUUAUCUUUUUUCCCUAUUCAUAACAUUGGGAUCGGCCAUCAUUUCUACAUGCCAGGCCAUUAAAAUACCGGCCAGGUGGCAACCCUAAUUGAGGCACAUGAUUAUACUUUGGCUCUAUGUCUCUAGAAUGGAUCAUUCAAUACAAGGAGGGGGGGGGUUGUUCAUCCUCUGCAUAUUUGCAUUUAUACACAAGAGCUGGCAGUUUUCACAGCAGAGAGAAGGCUACCUCUUUAUCACUACUAGGGGUGCAGUUUACAGUGAUGCAGCUGCAAAUACUCAUGUAUAAAUUGCAAUGGCUAAGGUAACGGCUUCCCUUAAAGUGAUUGUAAGCAGAAUGUUAAAUUCUCGUCACCGCCGUUCUUUAGAACAGUGACGUUUGGCUACUGACUGGGAUUUGGGGAGUGCAAAGGUCACUGCUUUAGAGAGGCUCCCCUAUAGACCUGCUCACUGUGCGUACCUCACUAUAGGCCGUAUUGUUCUUUUUCUAGAAUCCGUGUCAGACCUACUCUUAUUUGUGGUUGUUUUUGCACAAGCCCUUGCACAUAUCCCCCUACUUCGGCUCAGGACUGCCCUGCUCUGGCCAUGCCGUGCCCACUUGGGGCUUCAUACGUUCUCUGCGUUGGAGUGACCACCUCUUGUGCAACUCGUCCUGUGAAUCUUAUCGCUGUCUUUCACCUUUGUCCUUACUCUGAGGUGUGUACUAACUAGAUAUAAGAGCAGUUUGGAGUGUUUACCUACCCAAGCGCUUCAACUUAGUUUUUAACCAUAUCUUCCUUUCAAAGGGUUUGUUCACUUUGAAUUAACUUUUUAGUAUGAUGCAGAGAGCAAUAUUCUGAGACAAUUUGCAUUUGGUCUUCAUUUUUUAUUAUUUGUGUUUUUUUAAAUUUAUUUAGCUUUUUAUCCUGCAGCUCUCGAGUUUGCAGUUUCAGCCAUCUGGUUGCUAGGGUCCAAAUGACCGUAGUAACCAUGCAUUGAUUUGAGUAAGAGACUAAACCAUGAAUAGGAGAAGGCCCGAGUAGAAAGAUAAUUAAUGAAAAGUAACAAUACAUUUAUUGAAUUACAGAGCAUUUGUUUUUUUUUUUGAUGGGGUCAGUGACCCCCAUUUGAAAGCUGCAAAGAGUCAGAAGAAGAAGAAGGCAAAUAAUUCAAAAACUAUAACAAAUAAAUAAUGAAGGUCAAAAAAGUUGCUUAGAAUUUGCCAUUCUAUAACAUACUAAAAGUUAACUUAAAGGUGAACCACCCCUUUAGCUCUCUCGUCCAUAUCCCAACCGCAGGUCAGAUUGUAUUUUUGUGAAUUUCGUAUCGAUGUUGCCUCUCACCAGAGCUCUAAAUUCUCAAGCCCAAACUGUUUUGUGUUGGUUGUGGUUGUUGCACAUAGCGAGGGGAAAUCUGUCUUAUACUUGACGUUGUUUUACCUUGGACCAGGAACUACAUCAAUCGUUCGGCCAUCUUGGACCAGUCACUGUUUUUUUUGUUUUGUUUGCUGUAGUCACUGGCCAUGUCAACCACGGCCCAGCCGCCAUCUUGGUGCAGCCGUUUGGCUAUUCUUGCCUCCCGCACCCACGAGUAUUGUAAUCUACAAACUAUAUUGUCACUGAGACGAGUUAUUUGUUUCAUACUGUUUUAAAAUGUGUUCUUUUUAUUUCAGUGGUUUUAUUUUAACUUAUUGCAUAUUUUAUCAUAGGUUUUUUUUUUGUCAUUUUGUUAUAAUGUUGAUUAACGAUGUCAAAUAAUUACACUUUUAACCUCC